Messenger RNA from Suillus discolor, 680 nucleotides. RefSeq lists its product as uncharacterized. The record is from RefSeq and is a predicted model, not a curated record. Gene Ontology annotation, cellular component: membrane. Gene Ontology annotation, molecular function: GTP binding. The transcript has a single exon. The coding region runs from base 210 to 599 and encodes 129 amino acids. NCBI's taxonomy places the organism in Eukaryota, Fungi, Basidiomycota, Agaricomycetes, Boletales, Suillaceae.
GUGCUGUUGACAUUAUAUUCUACGGUUUAAUAUCGGUUCUUCGUCCUUAUCUUGAAAUCCACAGGACUUACUCUGAGCAGCGCUAUUAGCUGAUUUGCCCUUCCAAAGCAUACGCAUAUCAGCAGGUUUUCUCAACCUAAGAGAUGGGAGCAUCAUGCGACGUGACCAUUAACAGGACCACGCAUUACCGUUGUUAAGUAAACUCAGAGAUGGAGUAUUCUGUGGGGCCAAAAGCACCCGAUCCAACCCUCGCCGUUAUAGAAGCGUGCCAGAAAGCAGAGCAGGAAGCAAGGAUGGCCAAUGCUGCCAAGGAGGCUGAACGCGAGUUGAAAGAAUGCAUUCAACCUGCAGGGACUCCCACACCUGGAGAAGUUAGCGCCGCCAAGCAGAAAGUUCAAUAUCGUGAGGGCCUUGUCCCCUUCGCAGUAGUCGAGGUGGCAGGAGGAGGGAAAUCAUCUCUCAUCAAUGCCUUCUGCGGUUUGCGUAAUAACAAUAUCAGAUCUGUAGACACUGGCGUCACCGAGACAACGCUAGCCAUGGUUAGACUCCCCGACCCCAAUGCGGAAUAUCCUCGUGUCUUGUACGAUAUCUUGGACUAGACUCGUAACCAGUAGAUCUGGACUACGUCUUUGAGAUGUUAAGUGCUUGACAUAGUCAGACUGGUCGAUCUCGGAGAAAUU